AUGGCUUCGUCUUCUUCUUCUGCUUCUUAUUCCACCGAUCCUGCUCUCUAUCUGUACACAUCGUUGACUUCCGGUUCAUCGCACAUUGUUACUGCGACAUCGAGGCUAGAGACCAUCUUGAAAGCGAACAGGAUCCCAUUCAAAGCGCUUGAUAUUGCGACCGAUGAAAAGGCACGAAUGCUAUGGGGUCGCAGAGCUGGUAAAGAUGAAUCGGGACGUGCUAGAAAGAUUCCAGGCUUAGUCCAGGAAGGUUUGGUUCUUGGUGAUCUCGUUGAGAUUGAGGAUUGGAAUGAAUACGGCGAAUUGAAGCAACACAUCAAGAUUGUACCUGUAUCAGGACCUGGGGCAAAUCCAGCCAUCCAAGCAAAACCUCCAACGAAUUUAAAAGAGAAUAACAAGCCGGCUGUGGCUCCUGCUGCUCCUCCCACAUCGACACCCAAAUCUGUCAAUACGAAACCUUCUGGGGCUGCAGAAACGACUAUUACAUUAGCUAUGCGACAAGCAACUCAAGAAGCGGCACAAAAAGCGAAAGAUUUGAAGAAAAAGGCGACAGAGACGUUAGUUAAUGCCACCAAAUCUGAACCCGAGAAAGCAUCCAAACCAGCUAUUGUCCCAACUGCUACCAUUCCUGACGAGAGGCACACCUUCGAGACAAUCACUAUACUACAAAAUCCUGAUAACUCAACGUGGAGCGCUGCGCCGUUCUCCUGA
This is a messenger RNA of Botrytis byssoidea, 711 nucleotides long. RefSeq lists its product as uncharacterized. Bases 1 to 711 code for a protein of 236 amino acids. The record is from RefSeq and is a predicted model, not a curated record. NCBI's taxonomy places the organism in Eukaryota, Fungi, Ascomycota, Leotiomycetes, Helotiales, Sclerotiniaceae. Gene Ontology annotation, cellular component: cytoplasm. The transcript has 2 exons.